CAGGACACGCGAACAAGGAACGUGUGUGUGGCACGCAGAACAUUCAUAGUGAGACUUCCGAUUUCUCCAUUUUCUCCGACCACCGUCUACUCGGAGCAAUCACCGGAGACAAAAAAUGUUCGGUCGACUCGCUGCCCAACGCCUGAACGAGAUCCGAACGGCCAUCCGCCGAACUACUCAGGCAUCGCGAUCUUUUUCCACUGCACUCAACUAUCACAUUGAUACACCGGACAACAAGCCGGACCUUCCUUGGGAGUUUAAUAAUGCAAACAAGGAAAAGGUGAAGGAGAUACUGUCUUUCUAUCCAUCCAACUAUAAACAAUCUGCAGUGAUUCCUUUGUUGGAUCUUGCACAGCAGCAAAAUGGAGGGUGGCUACCUGUUUCGGCGAUGAAUGCAGUGGCUAAGGUUGUUGAAGUCGCCCCAAUUCGUGUAUAUGAAGUUGUAACUUUCUACACGAUGUUCAACAGGACAAAAGUUGGCAAAUACCACCUUCUGGUUUGUGGCACAACACCUUGUAUGAUCCGUGGUUCAAGAGGUAUCGAAGAAGCUAUACUGAAGCACCUGGGAGUAAAGCGCAAUGAAGUAACCAAGGAUGGCUUAUUUUCUGUUGGUGAGAUGGAAUGCAUGGGGUGCUGUGUAAAUGCUCCAAUGAUGACGGUGGCUGACUAUUCCAAUGGAUCUGAAGGAUAUGCUUACAAUUAUUAUGAGGAUCUCACUCCAAAGAAAGCUGUAGAGAUUGUUGAAGCAUUCAGGAAAGGUGAAAAACCACCGCGUGGCACACAGAACCCAGGUCGUGUCAAUUGUGGACCAGAAGGAGGAAAUACUACAUUAUUAGGUGAGCCUAAGGCUCCUCCUUGUCGGGAUCUAGAUGCUGCUGAAUAAGUUUCUUGUUGUUCAGUUUUUUAAUAAUGCAAAACAAUGGAUGGAGAGACACAUCCGAUGUCAUAUGCAGUAACUUACCUACUGCAUUGAUGUUUAAAGAUUGUUUUCUGUCUGUCAGUAUGAUUACAGGUAAAACUGAUUCUUGUUUAUUUUUAUCGGUUAACUCGAACUGGAUCCAGUGAAAGUCCUUUGUUUUGGGUCAGGA
Messenger RNA from Solanum verrucosum, 1088 nucleotides. RefSeq names its product NADH dehydrogenase [ubiquinone] flavoprotein 2, mitochondrial. The record is from RefSeq and is a predicted model, not a curated record. NCBI's taxonomy places the organism in Eukaryota, Viridiplantae, Streptophyta, Magnoliopsida, Solanales, Solanaceae. Bases 116 to 883 code for a protein of 255 amino acids. Gene Ontology annotation, biological process: mitochondrial electron transport, NADH to ubiquinone. The transcript is spliced from 10 exons. Gene Ontology annotation, molecular function: NADH dehydrogenase activity.